GUUUUGUGCGCUUUAAAUUUUUUGUUUUUUAAUUUAAAUCAGUGUGUAUAGUGGCAUUUCCUUACAUACUUUUUACAAGAUUGACGAUUUCCGAUGGAAAAUACAAUAAUUACAUCAAAAUAUCUUCAUAAGAAGUUCAAGAAAUCAACGCCAACAAUUAUUGUAACAACUGAACAACAACAAAAUACACCAACAAGCACAGAACAAACACAAACAAAUAACAACAAUAAAUUAACAAACAACAAUAGUGUAACAAUACCACAACAAUUAAAAAGUAACAAUAAUGAAUAUAAUAAUAGUGAAAUAAACAAAGAAGUUCCUGUAACAAUAUAUAAGAAUGAACAUAAUGAAAAUAGUGUUAUUAUAAAUAGUAGUACAAAUAAUAGUGUAAUAUUAAAUAAAAAUGACCAAGUGGCUUCCAUAUCAACAAACAACUCCUCUUUUGUAGACUCUGUACCUUUUACACCUUCUUCGCAACCAAUUAAAUUUCCUCUUCUGUCUUCCUCAACAACAUCAUCGAGUAGUAUUUAUAAUAGUGAAAAAUUAGACCAAUUAAAUUCUCAUCAUCAACAGGACAUAUCAAAUCCGAUUGAAAAAAAUGGUAUUACAUUGAAAUGGGAAUUAUCGUCUUCCACAAAUCCAUCAAAUCACACAAAUUCACCAACAUCUCCAUCAACAGUAACAAUUAGUAUACCUGCAGAUAGAUUACCAUACAUACAAGCUUCGAACACGACACCCAUCAAUGAGACUGAUAAUAAAAAAUCUGAACCAAAUCAAGGUGGUAAAUAUGUGUGUUCGUAUUGUAAUCUAUCAUGUUCGAAACCAAGUGUUUUAGAAAAACAUAUACGGGCCCACACGAACGAACGCCCUUAUCCUUGCGACAUAUGUGGUAUUAGUUUUAAAACACGAUCAAAUCUAUACAAACAUUUUCGUUCACGAUCACAUGCGAAUCGUAUCAAAGAUACCUCCGAUACAAUGCCACCCCAACCCACAUCGUUACCCCCUACAUCCAUAACUAUUUCAACUUCGACUUCAUCUUCAUCGAAUAAUCAACAACAAGAUGAUAAUAAUAAAUUAAUACCAAAAUCAAAACCGUAUAAACCGAAAUUUCGACAUUCAACGUAUUUAUAUGAACAACAAAAUUCAACAGCGGCGGCUGAGAAUGAUAAUAAUGAAAAUAAGGAGAAGGAUUUAGAAAAUAAGAAAAAAUUAGAUAUUAAAAAUGAUUUAAAACAAAAUACCGAUCUAUUAAAACAGCAUAUUAAUAAUAUUAUUCAUAAAAACCAAACGAUUUUAGAUGUAAACGAACCAAAUAUAUUAAAAAAACGAUUUUUAUAUCAAAUCGAAAAUAAUGAACAUGAAAAGAAGAAUUCAUAUGAAAAUAAUGAUGAACCGUUAAAUUUAACAGCAUCACGUUCGAAUACAGCUCAAAAUCAAAAUCGGAAACGUUGUAUGAGUGAAACCGCUGAACAUAGUCCAACGAGUUUAAUUAAAGAAUUGUUAUUAAAGAAUUUAACACAAGAUAAAAGUUAUGUAUGUCAAUUUUGUAAAAUAUCAUUCAAAAAUAUUGAAAAUUUUGAGAUACAUCGUAAAAAAUAUUGUAAAGUUGGUGAAAAUCCAACAUCGAAAGAUAUUGCUCUAGUUCGUAGUCAUUCGGUUAAUGUUGCAUCGGUUUUAACACAAAAAUAUUCACGUAAUAAUGAAUCCCCAUCAAAAUUUGUACGUACAACUUUACCAUUAAAAUCACCGGGACCAUAUUUAGGAAAAACUAGUUUAAUUGGUGAUAAACCGAAUCAAGUAUUUUAUGAAAAUCGUAAUCCAACUAAAAUACAUCAUGCGGCUAUUGCCACAAGCGCUCCUUUAUCAAUAUCUACGGAUAAUUUACGUAAAAUUGAUUUAUAUACGAAUCAACCAUUAAAAAUUGACAUAAAAAAACCAGAGAAACGUAAUUAUGAAGAAUUUCAAAUGAGUUAUAGUCCAACUAGUCGUAAACCACAGCAAACUCCAAUAAAAUUAUUCGGGGGUGAAGUUAAAAUCACAGAAACAUCAGGGGAGACACGAAGUUUUAAAAUUGAUUCAAAUAAACCUAACGAAUUUGUAUCAUCACAAUCAACCCAACAUGUUAAUAGCACAACUUACAGUGGAUGUAAAGUUAGUGAAAAUAUGGUGAUUAAAUCUACGUUACAAUCGGGAGGAACUAUGUUACAAAAUAACUCAUCAAAUUACGAUAUAAAAUCAUCACCGUUUACACCAAAACUAGAUGAAAAAUCACCAAUUUUUCAAUUUCAAUAUAAUGAUAGUAAUAAAUUUUCUGAAAAUUCAUCACCGAGAAAAAUCAUUUAUAGUGGAGAUAAUGUUAAAAAAGAGCAAUCGCGUUUUACAUUUGAUGAGCCUUCUUCAAGUACAACUGAAAUGAUUUACGAUCAACGAUUAAUUGAUUUUAAUCAAAAAAAUGCAAAAAUGUUUGCGCCAACAAUUAAACAACCAAAUUUAACGAUACCUGGUCUACCGGUACCAAAUAAAAUGUUUACAUCACCAAAAAAGAGUUAUAACGAUGAUCAAAUGUCACCAAGUUGGCCGUUUAAUAAUUUUAGCGAACCAAUUAAACAAUAUUCUCCGACUGUGAAAUAUCGCCAAGAAAUGCCAACACCAUCACCUGUCGAAUUGUUAUCACCGAAGGUUGAUUUAAAAAAAAUUGAACCAAAAUUUCGCCAUGAGCUGUAUUCACCGAAUCCAAUAAAAUUACCCCCUGAAACCGAUAAACGAAAUUCACCUGGAUUACGAUUAUACGAUCCGUUAAAUAUACUUAUAAAUGGAAAAUUAGUAAGAUACGUUCCUGGUAUGCCAGGUCCAGAUACUGGCAAUCCUAUUCAAGUUGGAUUCAUGGAACCACCCCCGAUUAUUGCUACACAAUUAUCACCAAAAAUAAUUCGUACAUCACCAGUUGCACCCAGAAAUUAUGAACCAAAUAUCGAUACGCCAAAAAGUUUACCAUUCUCUCCACAAGCGUUAUCUCCAAGCUUAAAAUUACCAUUACGAUCAAGUCCAAAUGUAAUACAAUACAACGAAACUUUAAGCCCACGGCAAAGUCCAGUUAUAGUUGAAAAGAAAUUAGAAACAAAACCUUCGUUGAAGAAUUUUCGUAUAUUCUCGGAGAAUUCAAUAAAAACUUUAAAAAGUGUUGAAAACAUUGAGAAAUCUGAAAAUAGCGAAAGUAUACCACCACCUCCUCCUCCUCCGGUGACUAACGUAAUUCCGAGUAUAUCAACGACACCAGUUUCAACGCCAACUACGUCAGAAUCAUUGGAUGUGAAAUCGGAAAGUAAUGAAUCAAAACCAAAUAAAUUUUUACGACCGAAUAGUUUAGCGUUAAAACCGUACAUUAAAACACAUCAUGGAUUAACGCCAACGAUAUUUAAUCAAGCGUUAAUUAGUCCAGAUACACCACGUGUGGCGAAAAAAUAUUGCCAAUUAUAUUUAAAUGGAAAUUGUUUUAGUUAUUUGGGUUUAAAAAGUUCGACAAAAUCCACUUAUUGUACGCUAAAUAAAACCCAGCCAUUUUAUGUACAAAGUUUUGGCACGCUAAGUAUGUACUCAGAAUGGAGGCAUUUAGAAUGUAAAUUAGAUUAUGUUCGAUUAGAUACGUACAAUUCAAGUCAGAUACGAAAAAAUUAUACGAUAGCACAAACGAAAAGGCCUGAUUUAACAAUUGUGGAUUCUAGUUAUAAGUCUGUUAUGGUUGAAACUUCACAAAAGAAAAUCGAAAGUACAAAUCGUGGAAAUACAUUGCCUGGCGGAUAUGAAUCAAAUGAAGAAUAUACUUAUAUACGUGGUAGAGGUAGAGGAAAAUAUGUUUGUGAUCAAUGUGGAAUUCGUUGCAAAAAGCCAUCAAUGUUGAAGAAACAUAUACGCACACAUUCGGAUGUUCGGCCAUACACAUGUCGACAGUGCAAUUUCAGUUUUAAAACAAAGGGUAAUUUAACGAAACAUAUGAAGAGUAAGGCACAUUAUAAACGAACCAGUUCUGUUUCAACAUCUGACGCAAAUGGUGAAACUCAAGCAUCUCAAUGUAGUAGUACACCUUCAGAUGAAGACAGUGAUAGCGAUGCAGAUAACGAAAACGAUAGUGAUGAUUCAACGAGAUUACAAGAUCAUGAAGCUGCACAUUGUUUACUUUCAUUAGCACAAAAUCGAUCUCCAGCCUCAUCUGAAACAGAGAAUAACAAAGAAAUGACCACAGAAAACAAUCUAACAAUAUCCUCAUCUUCUUCAACCAUUACAAGUACAACAACUGUAACAGCAAAAAUUACAAAUUCAUUAAAUAACAGUGAUGAUAAAACUGAUAAAAAUUCACCAAAUGUUUUUGAAAAUAUGUCAUCACGAAAACCAUUAACUUAUCCAUAUGUUAAAAUACAGGCAACAAAAUCGGUACCAAGCACACUUGAAACAAAAACUGAAAUAUUAAAAGCAGAUAUGUGUUCAAAUUUUAAUAAUGUGAUAUUAGGAGCAAAAAAUAUAGAAUUAUUUAGUCAAAAUUUAGAUAUAAGACAAGAAACACCAUUUUCACCAGCAAAAGUUUUAACACCAACUAAAAUACAAUAUAUUGCUGAUAAAUUACCAAAUGCAGACGUAACAAUUGCAAAUUACCAACAAAAAUUUGUAAAAUAUGAACAAGAACGUGCUGCGGCUGCACUAAGUAAAAUUACAAAUAAUCAAACUGUUGAUUAUUUAUCGAGUAAACGAUUCGUUGAAAGAAUUGAGGACAAUACAAAACGAAAAAGUAUAGUUGGAGCUACUCCACCUCCUCCAGUGGCUCCUCCGGUGGUUAUUGAUAUUGAUAAACGUAAUAAAAUACAUUCAAUUGAUUUAACGAAUAAUUUUAAUCGUAAACGAAAAAUAUCGUACACCGAAUCAUCGGAAUCGAGACCGGUUUAUUCAAAUUUUGAGGUAGCUACACCAGUUGUUAGUAAUAAAGCAUACAACAGUCAACCUCCACGUGGAAUGGAUUUAACUGUAAAUCGAGACUAUGUAGAGAAUCGUAAUGCUUCUGCAAGAAUUCCUACCGAAUCCACAGCAUUAGAUUUGACUACAAAGGUUGAUUUAGUUCCUAAAAAUGAAAUAAAAACUAUUAAUAAAUUAGAAAACGAUAUUAAAAUGUCGUUAAAGCGAAAAGUUUUAAAUUAUAAAUUUGAUAAAGAAGAAAAUCCGACAAAUAUUUUAAAAGAACCAAAUGAGAAAAUUAUUAAAUUACAUGAAAAUUUGUCUGAAAAUACAAAUUCAAAUGAAUCAGAGAAAAAUGUUAAUAUAAUUCCAUCAACCGAAAAUGAUACAUCAGCAAUGCAAACAUUAGCAGAUAUUGCAAUCAAACGAAAUGUAUCAACGGAAAAAACAAAAUUAGCACAAAGUGUUGCUACCGAAUAUUUAAAGUUAGCAACGAAAAGUGAAAUACCGACGGGUGUUAUUGUUGAACAAUCAUCACCAGCGUGUAAUGGUACGACAGAUAAUGCGAUUUCGGAUUUAAUUGUUAAUUCUGAAGAAAAUAAAAGUUGUACAAUUUGUGCAAAAAAUUUCAGCAAACCUUCACAAUUACGGCUUCAUAUGAAUAUCCAUUAUAUCGAGAGACCAUUUCGCUGUGAAUCCUGUUCUGUAAGUUUCCGAUCAAAAGGACAUUUGCAGAAACAUGAAAGAAGUGCUAGUCAUCAUAAUAAGUUAUCCUCGUCGCCAACAACCAGUUCAUCAGAACCUCGUCCAUUUAAAUGUUCCGAUUGUAAUAUUGCGUUUCGAAUUCAUGGUCAUUUGGCUAAACAUUUACGUAGCAAAAUGCAUAUAAUGCGUUUAGAAUGUUUGGCUCGUGUACCUUUUGGACUAUAUGCUGAACUGGAAAGGGCAAAUAGUCUAUUAACUGAGAUAAAUACAACAGACUGUGAUAUGUGCCUUGAAAGUUUGAAGAUUCUUGCAAGAAAAUUGUUUAGUAACGAUCCAAGCAAGUUAGUAAAAUUUGAACAUCAAUCAAGUAUGCCUCCCUCAAGUAAUCAAGAACAACAAAUAGCCAUAGGUAGCCCUUAAAUAUAUAACUACAUAAUAAUAUAUUUUUUACUUAAAAAUUACUCAUA
Messenger RNA from Chrysoperla carnea, 6113 nucleotides. RefSeq lists its product as uncharacterized. The transcript has 9 exons. Bases 94 to 6066 code for a protein of 1990 amino acids. NCBI's taxonomy places the organism in Eukaryota, Metazoa, Arthropoda, Insecta, Neuroptera, Chrysopidae. Gene Ontology annotation, molecular function: DNA-binding transcription factor activity, RNA polymerase II-specific; RNA polymerase II cis-regulatory region sequence-specific DNA binding; zinc ion binding. The record is from RefSeq and is a predicted model, not a curated record. Gene Ontology annotation, biological process: regulation of transcription by RNA polymerase II. Gene Ontology annotation, cellular component: nucleus.